UGACGAAAAUUGUUUGACGUUUCAUUCUGGAGAAAAUAGAAAUCUUGAGAAAAUAGUGAAAAUAAAAAACGUUUUUUGUUAAAUUUGACCGUUUGUAUGAUAAAUAAUUCAUAUAAUUCAUAAAGAGUAAACAUGUUGCGAUUUCGUCCCAAAUUGGGAACCGAGCGCAGCAGCGAGUGGCGCUGCUGCUUCUGUCUGCAUGUCCGGACUGGGACCAUCCUUCUUGGGACAUGGCACCUUUUGCUGCACCUGAUAGCGCUAGGGUUCCUAGCGGCCAUCGUGCGGGACCCUCGGUUGCUGGACGAGCUGGAGCGCGACACGGCGCCCAUGGCCGACUGGAGCGAGGUGGGCCCCGCGCUGCCCACGCCGCUCUCCAACGUGGACGCCCCACCCAGCCCCUAUACCCAACACUCCAGCCAGCCUAGAGACCACAGCUUAAUAUACCAUGAUGUGGAUGUGGGUGCGCUGGUUACAGUGUGCACCCUCGCGAUCACGCUCAUGCUGAUCUACGGAGCCAUCCGCGGGAAGCCGGCGCACCUCCUGCCAUUCUUCUGCCUACAGAUAUUUGACUUUGCCAUCACUGUACUGACGGCGACGGGAUACCUGUGCUACCUCCGCUCGAUCCACCGGCUGGUGGCGGAGACGCGGCGCGUGCCGUGGCGCGCGCAGCUGCUGCAGCUGCCGGCGCCGGCGCUCGCGCUCGUCGUGCUCUCCGCCUUCCUGCUCGCCGUGCUGCUCAAGGGCUACUGCAUCAGCGUGGUGUGGCGGUGCUACAAGUACCUGACGAUGCGCGCGCACGCGCUGCAGAGCCUGACUCCGUUCGUGAUCUCGUCGGAGGCGGCGCUGGCGGGCGCGGGCCCGGCGCCGGCCGCCGCGGCCGCGCCCGACUACUCCAGCCUGCUGCCCGACUACGACGAGGCCGUCAAGCAGACUCCACCGCCCAGCUACCGCGCCGCCACGCUCAUGGCCGCCGCUGACCCCGCGCUCACUACUUGUCUGGUCCCGCAGCCGGAAACCCCGCCGGGCGAGGCGCCGCCGCCGACCAACACCGUGGUGAUGCUGCCGCAACAGGGCUCGCAGGCGCGCGUCUGAAUCUCACCACCGCUACCACUGAGCUACUAUGACUACAUAAAUAGUUCAGUGACCACCUCCGCCGUCGUCAACGCCCGGCCAACACUCGCCACACGACCCUUGAAGUAUGCAACCACAUUUUUGCCAACAAUUUAUCAAUAACUUUAAUAAAUUAUAGCCAUUGAAUAAUGUUCUCGUUGUAAUAGUAAUUGGGUGUUAGUACAAUCGUUCUUAAAUAUGUUAAGGGUUACGGUUUUCUUGUCAUGUGAGAUCAAACCAAAAAUGAGUAGAUAAGAUCAAUUUUAAACUCAUAAAACUGCUUAUUAGGUACUUUGUCCUUUGGUGUGGCCUUUCCCAGUAGUUUGUCCGGCCACUGCAUAUGAAUAAUGGACUACUAAAACCAUGUUAUAUUGAGUAUCUAUUUUUUACUAAACAAAUCCCGUGUAUUCCUUUUUUGGUUUGAUCUCAUACAAUUAAUUACACAUAAAUAUAGAUGUCGAUACAUUUUAUUAUAGACAGACUGAUUUUCUUGAAAUAAACUUGCAACCAUUUGUUUACAUCCAUAAAGGGUGUCUCUGGAGUUUAAAGUACUUUGAAUCCUUUCAUUAUCUGGUCCAUGACUUCAAGUACUAGCUUGAAGUAACUUACAACUUAAUUCUGCUCAUAUAACGUAAGUAACGUACCAUAGUGUAUCAUACUAGCUUUGAUUGUGAUGUGACACUGUAAUGACCUGUUAGUAGAAUUAUAAUUAAAUAAAAAAAACUGGUGUUAAACAUAUACAGUGUUACUACAAAACAAAAACUAAAAGAUAAACUAUGUUUAAAAUAUAAUCCGUAUACGAAAGAAGUCCCGAACGCCGCGGCGCUACUGUCGCAGAUUCUGCAUAGAAUUAUUAUGACUUGUCAAGUUAGUUUCAUUUAAAUCCGCCGACUUCGUUCGUGGCGCGAAAUACUAUUUUAAACGUAUUUUAUUUUUAGUUUGUGUUUUGUAGUAACACUGUUAAAAUUCAUUGGCAAUUAUGAUAAAGGAUUAGAUAUUUAGUCGAUAUGUAAAGUACUAAAACUUCCAGCUAAAACCUGGGUGGUUAAAAAGGCUACAUCGAAGCAAUUCAUCUAAAAAGCAAUAUUGCUAUUUGACAUUUGCACAUAUAAAAGUAAGUGCGCAAUGGACACAAAUGUCAACAUUUUAGAUGAAUUGCUUCAAUGUGGCCCUUUAACCCCAAAACCCCCUGUUUGUUUUUGCGCUUAAAUAGUGUAACCACAGUGGAUGCAUUGUGGUAUGAUUACGUCUACUUGUACAUGAGAUAUUGAUAUUUUUGUAGAGCUUUUAUUAUAGUCUGCCAGGUAACAGAGACUCGUCUUAAAAGUACAUUGAAGUCAGCACAGAUUUUAAAUUUAAACAUAAUGUCUGGUACAUUAUUUUCGAACUUUAUGUCCAAGAUUUUAUGCUGUAUGUCCUAUCAUAGCACUGAUAUAAUUAAAACUAUUUUUGGAGUACUUAAAUUAUUUGCUAAUAGGGAUUUUCCUGCUUCAUAAUGCAGCUUGGUUGGAUUACUAUUAAAUUCUGUAUCUGAGAAUGUAAAAUCAGCGAAAUUAAUUUAAAAAUAAGUUGCUCUUCCUCUUCUGUCUCCUUGGAAUUAAAAAAAGUCGUGUAAUUCAAAUUACGAAAGCAUGGAUCGCGUGAACUCAAAUUAAGAUGGUUCGAGAACUCUUAAUGUAGAUAGCUUACUAUUUCAGCCUGUCGCUUAUCAAUUUGUAGCGUUUCUAUUAGAAACCGAGUAUUAGGAACUUUGAACUCGCUUAGUGUCCUUUAAUCUGAACGUGUACAAUUCAUACGCUUGUACUUUGCUGUCGUCUUGUGCCGUCUAUUGGUUUUAUCAUAGGGACUGAGGUGUAACGGUGUUGAUAUUCUUCUAGUCACUGCAGGGAAAAUAAGUAAACAAGAUAAAUAUAAAUAGUAAAAUGUUCACUAAAACUACAAUUUUAUCUAACAAGAAAGGAGCCGGCAAACGCCAGUUUAUAUGCCAUAUCAAGUUCUAUCUUUUGUUUUAGCGCGAGUGAGGACAUAGGGAUAGCGAUCAGUAUUUUUUUACUUACUGAAUAUCUUCCCGUGGCGGUGACCUAUUUUCGUAAUAUAAUAGAAAAAACAAAAAAAAAUAUUUUCAACAAUCGUGCAUAAUCUUUGUAUGUAUUUAUCGCUUUUUCUUGUAGUUCAUUAACUUUAUGAUUAUUUUUAUUUUAAUUAAUUUCUCUUGCGCAGAUAAAACUACUAUGAUCAUAUUUUGAAGUAUUGAUUAGUAAAUGAUAACUAUUUCUCAAGUUUUCAGCCGUUCUCCAUCAUUUGGGUUGAUCCACUGCAUAUUCAUGUAACCUAGUGCCAUUGCGUUAUGUUUCGAAAAUUUUAUGAUAUUUAUAUCGUACAGUGCGUUUCCCAGUUAAUUUGCAAAAUAAGUUUCCUUUUAUUUCUAAAAAUAUCAAAAGACGUGUUUAAAUAUCUACUGGGAAAUGUAACGCUUUUAUAAUUUAAAAUCUAUCUUUUUUUUCACGGAUACCUUAUUCCGUGACAUUGCCAUUAACUUAUAUUGUCUAUCUGAUACUUACCAACAUUCCUAUAUACAUAUUUUUAUAUUAAAAUAAUAUUUUACGUGUCAAUUCAUCGCGCCACACCGUCCACUGCGGAUUUGAUGUUAGCGAUCUCAUCAUAGGGCAUUCAUCAUCGCAAUUUAUGUAAUUUUAAUAAAUAACAUUCAUAAUAAAAUUGUUCUAUGUAUUUCGGUGUGUGUCGCAAUAGAGGGUAUCCUUAAUAAAAAGGCAAAUACUUAAAAUCUGCGGUGCCUUAUACCAAUUGUAUCUAACAUUCGACAUUAUGACCUUGGAUUUAAUAUGCUAAUGUUGAAGUUGUAAGAAAUAGUGCUAGCGUCGAUGUCUUAGCAAAUUGCUUGAAAACUGCUUCACUAGAUCUAACGUAAGACCGUGUAAGUAGUUUCACAAUGGCCUAAAGAAAUGUACAAAAAAUCGAAUUAUUAUUUGUUGUAUCUUCUUAUUGUAUUCACAUAAUAGAUGCUUGUUUGUAUAUCUAAAUUAGGGGCUCUACAUUUACAUGUUUUUGUCUAAUGACGUAGUUGACUGGAAACUUGGACUUUUUUGUAUUGUACAAAUUGUAACACUAGGUCCUUCGUCCGUCACUGCUUGAGAUUUAUAUGUUUGUAGAGAUUGGCGUUUUUAGUCACGAUCAUUUGGGACGUUUAUUUUAAAAGUUUUAGAUUUUACAUUUAUUUGGGAGGUUUUUAUUUGUUUUCCUUAAAAAUUAUGAUGUAUUGUUAAUGUUGUAUUGUAUUGUAAAGGCACUAUUGGUAAAUCGACGUGUUCUAUUUAAGUCUUAAAUUACUGACUGUGUAAGACGUCAAAUAAAUUUUAAUAAAUCAUACACCUGUA
This is a messenger RNA of Pectinophora gossypiella (pink bollworm), 4505 nucleotides long. RefSeq names its product tetraspanning orphan receptor. Bases 133 to 1092 code for a protein of 319 amino acids. The record is from RefSeq and is a predicted model, not a curated record. Lineage: Eukaryota; Metazoa; Arthropoda; Insecta; Lepidoptera; Gelechiidae. Gene Ontology annotation, cellular component: lysosomal membrane. The transcript is spliced from 7 exons.